AUGCGUCCAUGCGUCGGCUUCACUGGCCGAAGACCUGAGUAGCUGCAGGCUGCAGCGUUCAUUUGCAAAAUGGCUGACCACAGGGAAAGGGAUUCUUUUUAUUCGCAAACGGAUUUACGGUCGAAAAAUGAUGAUCCACCAAAUUCACGUUUGUUCGUCAUCUGCCACAAAAGUUUGGAGGAAGAUGAUCUCAGAAAAGCUUUUGAAAAAUUCGGAAAGAUCGAAGAUAUAUGGGUGGUCAAGAAUCGGAAUUCAGGCGAAAAUAAAGGAGUCACAUACAUUAAAUUUUCAAAAACAUCAGAGGCAGCUAUUGCUCUGGAGGAAAUGAACGGUAAAAUGUUGGGUUCUGUUGGAAGACCUAUCAAAGUAAUGAUUGCGUCAAAUCGUGAUCAAGGAUCUGUAAGAGAAACAAAUGAAGAAGAAAGAUGGGUUCGUUUGUUUUGUGUCUUACCAAAGUCUAUGACGGAUAGUGAACUUCAACAAGAAUUUUCUAAAUUUGGAUCUAUUGAAUAUGCAACUGUGGUCAAAGAUAGAAAUACAAAUGAGUCAAAAGGUUUUGGUUAUGUGAAAUUUAAGAAAGUAUCCAGUGCAGCCAAGGCAUUUGAAGAGUGUGAUAGGAAGUAUAAGGCUGUAUUUGCUGAACCAAAAAAGCCAAAACCUGAACACAUGGAUGUGAAGUAUAAUAAUGGACUAUCCCCACAUUAUGACAGUGUUGGCGGAGGUAGUACGUCAUCAAAUUUUGGAAAGAGUAGUAUUAGUUUAGAAAUUGCCACAAAUUAUCCUAAUUCUGAAGGUUACACGCAUUUGCAAGUAAUUGCACAUCCAGCAUUAAAUCAAGAUCAAUUAUGGAAGCUGUUUGAUAUUGUACCUGGCUUGGACUAUUGUCAUUUGAAAAAUGAUGUUAGGUACAGAAUGCCAAGGGGCCAGGCUGUUGUAGUAUAUUCAAAUCCUAGUGCUGCAGCAUAUGCAAGAGAAAAAUUUCAUGGUUUUGAAUAUCCUCCUGGUCAUAGGAUGAUAGUUAAACCAGAUUUAUCGAGUGUGCCUCCAAAAAGUGUUGUAAAACCUGGAAGUUCUACAGGUGGAGGGGCUAAUGCCAGGACAGAUUUAGCACAUUUGGCAGAAACCAUUGCUCAAGCUACAUCACUAAUUCAAGCUGCAGGGUUAACUGCACCGAGUUUAGAACAUUCUAUAUGUGUUAAGUUACCACCUGUGCAACCAAUGGCCAGUAUAGAUGCAGAGGUUGCAAAAAGAUGUUUUAUUGUAUGUGGUCCUCCAGUACCACCUAUAUAUGCUAUGAAGGAUGCAUUCUGCAGAUUUGGGAAUCUCAUAGAUGUGUACAUGCUCCCAGGGAAAAAUUGUGGAUAUGCAAAGUAUGCUAGUGUGGAAAGUGCAAAUGAAGCAAUUGAGGUUCUACAUGGGCAAGAAAUUUGUGGUUCCCGAUUGAAAGUGCUAGAAGCAGAAGAACGCAAUGUCGGUGAUGAUCGUAGAAAACGAUUACGAAUGGACGAAGACGAAAAUUAAUUUUUUUUUUGUGUAUCUCACUGACUGGUAUACACAAGCUGGACGCACGCAAUAAAAGAGACGAAUUUUAAGACUCACUUGACCACGUCGGGCCCGCAUCCAAGGAAACUACUCCAACUACCUACUUUUAACUAUCGCUUACGUUCGCGAUUUCAACGUUACUGAACUUUAACGAUACUUUACUUUGUCCUUACACAUCGUUACACA
This is a messenger RNA of Dufourea novaeangliae, 1728 nucleotides long. RefSeq names its product RNA-binding protein 45. The transcript has 6 exons. Gene Ontology annotation, molecular function: RNA binding. The coding region runs from base 70 to 1521 and encodes 483 amino acids. The record is from RefSeq and is a predicted model, not a curated record. NCBI's taxonomy places the organism in Eukaryota, Metazoa, Arthropoda, Insecta, Hymenoptera, Halictidae.